CCAGACCUAACUUAGUUACAGCUCACGUUUUUCUUACCUCCAGUUUCCAGCUUCAGGCUUACCUCAUGCCUCUUUCUCCAGCUUCCUUGCCCCUCCGACCUCCACAGGAGCAUACAGGGACACUUGAAGGUUGACCCAGAGGGAUUUGACGGCCCAGGGUCCCUGGGGCACAGGAAUGUCCAACUGCAGGGCAUGGCUCUCCAGAGAUUCUGCUUUUCAUACUGCCAGGAUGCUCACUCCAGGCCAGUAUAAAACAUCUUCCCAUCUCCAGCAGAGGACACUAGGAAAAGGGUUUAGGGGCUCUCCUUUGCUUCCACUCUCUGGGAGGGCAGGGGUUAAUGGUGAAUUGCAACAUAUCUCUGGGCUGAGUCACCUCCCACUGCCACUUCCCCCCCAAUUCCCCUCAGUUGAAGUUUUAAAAAGAGGACCAGAGGCUGGAGAGUACAAAGAACUAGAGGAGUACCUGUUACAAUAUGGGUACCUACAGAAGCCUCUAGAAGGACCCGAUGACUUCAGGCCAGAAGAUAUCACCGAGGCUCUGAGAGCUUUUCAGGAAGCAUCUGAACUGCCAGUUUCAGGUCAGCUGGAUGAUGCCACAAGGGAGCGCAUGAGGCAGCCUCGUUGUGGCUUAGAGGAUCCCUUCAACCAGAAGACCCUUAAAUAUCUGCUGCUGGGCCGCUGGAGAAAGAAGCAACUGACCUUUCGCAUCUUGAACCUGCCCUCCACCCUCUCAGCCCACACAGCCCGGAAAGCCCUGCUUCAAGCCUUCCAAUACUGGAGCAAUGUGGCCCCCUUGACAUUCCGGGAAGUGCAGGCUGGCUGGGCUGACAUCCGCCUCUCCUUCCAUGGUCGCCAAAGCCCCUAUUGCUCCAAUACUUUUGACGGGCCUGGGAGGGUCCUGGCGCAUGCCGACAUCCCAGAGCUGGGCAGCGUGCACUUCGAUGAAGAUGAGCUCUGGACUGAGGGGACCUACAGGGGGGUGAACUUGCGCAUCAUUGCAGCCCAUGAACUGGGCCAUGCCCUGGGGCUUGGGCACUCCCGAUAUACCCAGGCACUCAUGGCCCCUGUCUACGCUGGCUACCGGCCCUACUUCAAGCUGCACCCAGAUGAUGUGGCUGGGAUCCAGGCUCUCUAUGGCAAGAAGAGCCCAGAUACAAGGGAUGAGGAAGGAGAAGAGAUGGACCUACCCACUGUAUCUCCAGUGCCCACAGAACCCAGUCCCAUGCCAGACCCCUGCAGAGGUGAACUGGAUGCCAUGAUGCUGGGGCCCCGUGAGAAGACCUAUGCUUUCAAGGGGAACUAUGUGUGGACUGUGACAGAUUCAGGGCCGGGCCCCUUAUUCCGAGUGUUUGACCUUUGGGAGGGGCUCCCUGGGAACCUGGAUGCUGCUGUCUACUCUCCUCGAACACAAUGGAUUCACUUCUUUAAGGAAGACAAGGUGUGGCGCUACAUCAAUUUCAAGCUGUCUCCUGGCUUCCCCAAGAAGCUGAAUAGGGUAGAACCUAACCUGGAUGCAGCUCUCUAUUGGCCUUUCAACCAAAAGGUGUUUCUCUUUAAGGGCUCUGGGUACUGGCAGUGGGAUGAGCUAGCCCGCACUGACUUCAGCCACUACCCCAAACCAAUCAAGAAGUUGUUCACGGGAGUGCCAGACCAAGUCUCGGCUGCUAUGAGUUGGCGGGAUGGUCGAGUCUACUUCUUCAAGGGCAAAGAGUACUGGCGCCUCAACCGGCAGCUUCAAGUAGAGAAAGGCUAUCCCAGAAAUAUCGCCCACAACUGGAUGCACUGUCAUUCCCAGACUCUAGAUGUUACCCCGUCGAGUGGAGACAACAUUCCCUCAGCCACAGAUACUACCUUGAACACUGACCACUCACCCACAGAUACAAUCUUGGAUGUUACACCCUCAGCCAUAGGCUCCACUGCUCUUAUAUUCCCUGUUAAUGUCACCCUCCCAGAAGCUUGAGACCAGGAAUCAAAUGUCUACUCACUAGACCAUGCAGGUGCUGUAGCAGGGGCAUGACCACAGACCUCCAGCCUCCAACAGUUCCAACUCUGGCUACCGUUGUACUGCACUCUUUCCCUUCUGGGAAGCGCCCCCUAACUUGGAUUCAGCCCACAGUUCCAUCCUGUCCUAGAUAACACUUCCAAUUUUGUCAUCUACUCUCUGGAGGACAAUGGUGGAGGGAGGUGUCAAUCAGGCCUUUACCCAACAGGAGGCAACAGCUGAUGUGGCUGGAUGCCUGGGUCCUUGUUCUUCCUAACGUGCAAGAAAACAGCAUGGCCAGUAAAAUGAGCAAGGGCUUUGGAAUCCUUGAGAACCACAUUUACUUGCUUAUGACUUUGGGCAAGCUAAUUAACCGUGGAUUCUCUAUUUGCAAAAAUAAUUAAUAUCAAUCCUGCAGGGUUAUUGCAUUAAAUGAAAUACACGUGAAGUGCCUGGCACAGUGUUUGGCACAUUAAUAAAGACUAACUCCAUUUUCAUAAGAGAGGACUGAACAGCUCUUCCUCUAGCUAUGUGGAUGUGUAAUACCUUUAGUUAUCUGUCUGACAAGGGUACCUCUAUCAAAUCUUUAGGGGGAAAAUUUGUCAAGAUGGCUAAUUCUUUGUUUUGGGGUACAGAGAAAGAAAAGAUCAGUAACAGGAGGCUGGACUCCCUGGUUCAGUAUUCAAUGUCAUUUUAUUCAUAUGCUCCCAUGCUCUCCCUCCCUCCCAACAUAACCUUGCUGCCCAGGGGAGGGAUAUGUCUUUCUUUAUGUGCCUGGAGAACCAGGGAAUGGAUCUUGGGCUGGAGUGUCAGAGCAGGGAGAGUUAGAAUGGGUUAGUAGGCCGGGCUCAGUGGCUCACGCCUGUAAUCCUAGCACUCUGGGAGGCCAAGGCGGGCAGAUCGCUCAAGGUCGG
Molecule: messenger RNA, 2895 nt
Organism: Microcebus murinus (gray mouse lemur)
Lineage: Eukaryota; Metazoa; Chordata; Mammalia; Primates; Cheirogaleidae
Gene: MMP19
Product: matrix metallopeptidase 19
Biological process (GO): collagen catabolic process; extracellular matrix organization; proteolysis
Cellular component (GO): extracellular matrix
Molecular function (GO): metalloendopeptidase activity; zinc ion binding
Source: RefSeq, a predicted model, not a curated record